GAUGUUUCAAACUCGUCAUUAAAUCUCCGCCGCCGCUUGUCUCCGGUGACCGACAUCCCUAUAUUGGCACAAAGUGAAGCAGUAUCUGCACAGAGAUUAAUAGAUGUCGACGAACAAAAGUAGCCGGAAAGGCCAGGAUAAGAACAAGAAAUUAGGGAGAUUAACAGAGAAAGCUAUGUCGUUUCACGGUCAGGCUGCGGAAGAUAUGGUAGGGAAACUGCGGAGGCCGAGGACGGUACCGGAUUUGAUUUCCGGUACCGGUAGGGUUGCUUCGUCAACGGGAAUGGUGCGUCCGAAGCUGACGAAACUGCUGCUUAACGUGACAGUACAGAGAAGUCUAGGUCCAGUGCACGUAUUGAUUUCACUGGAGUCGACUGUCAGUGACCUUGUCGCCGCCGCUCUACAGCAGUAUUCCAAGGAAAGCAGGCGACCGAUCCUUCCGUCACUCAAUCCCUCUGGUUUCGAGCUCCAUUACUCGCAGUUCAGUUUAGAAAGUUUGGAUCCAGAUGAAAAGCUGAUCGAGUUAGGUUCAAGGAAUUUCUUUCUGUGCCCGAAACCAAGUGUAACCGCCGGCGGAAGUGGCGAUGACAAAGGUGAAAUUGGAUUUGACUAUGCGGUGACGACGACAACGUCUAGUUGCUCGACGGAGGCAACAAACACCGGUGGAGGUUGGCUUCGAUUCAUGAACUUUUCGUUGUAAGAUUGGAUCACAUAUCAGCUUUAGUUUUAAUUGAAUUCUUUAGUGCAAAUCAAUUAGCAAUCCCAAUAUAUUCAAGUUUUCAUCAAAACAAUAAGAAUGAUGGAUGAUUAUAUAGGUUUGUAUUUGUGUUGGAGUAUAUAUAUAGUUCUUAUAUAUAAAUCAAUCAAUUGUAUAGAAGCUUUAUGCAUCAAUUAUGGUUAGUCAACUCAUUUUGAUAUGGAAUAUAUACACAAACUUUUAGAUAA
Cynara cardunculus var. scolymus (artichoke) is the source of this 945-nucleotide messenger RNA. RefSeq lists its product as uncharacterized. Bases 104 to 700 code for a protein of 198 amino acids. The transcript has 2 exons. Lineage: Eukaryota; Viridiplantae; Streptophyta; Magnoliopsida; Asterales; Asteraceae. The record is from RefSeq and is a predicted model, not a curated record.